AUGUCGGCUUUUGAAGAACUAGGUUUAGAUAGCACUUUAUGCGAGUUGUUAGAAACAAAUGGGAUAGAUUUGCCAACAGCUAUUCAGCAAGAAUCAAUUCCUUUGAUUUUAGGUGGAGGAGAUUUGUGUGCAUGUGCCGAAACGGGUACAGGAAAAACGCUAAGUUUCAUUGUGUCCUCAUUACAAAUUGUACACGAAUUAUUGAGAAACAUUGGCACGUAUGAAAUAAAUAGUAGUGAUUACAAUAAUGGGAAUAAGGAAAAUAUUCAUCAUAAAAGUUUGAAGGAGGAUGAUAAAAAUGGUAAUAAGGAAUUAAUAAUAAGGUCUUUAAACAAUAGUAAUUCUAAGGUUAGAAUUAUGGAGGAUACAAAUGAAUGUAUAUUAUUAAGUACUAGCAAUAAUUCGAACUAUUUUGAAGAGAUAAAAGUGGAGUGUGAAAUUGUAAAUGGACUAUAUGCUUUUGAAGUAGAAAUUUUGCAAAGAAGUUUUAUUAACAUUGGUUUUUGUCCAUCAUUAGUAAAAGAAACGUCAAGAUAUAAUUAUACUUAUUGUAGCAAUGGGUGUAAGUAUACUAAUAACAGGCAAGAAAACUAUGGAGAUUUUUUUUCUACCAAUGAUAUAAUUACAUGUUUAAUAAACAAAAAUUCAAAUAUUAUUGCUUUUAAAAAGAAUGGGAAAUUCUUAGGAAAUGCUUUCAAAAUAUUUUAUAAAUACAAUGAUAUACCAUUUUUUCCAUAUGUAUGUGGAAAAUACUUCCAUAUAAAAUUUCAUUUUAAAAAUUUAAAAUAUGUAGACUCCUCCUUGUACAAAGAAUUAAACGAUAUUAUAAAUACAAGAAAAGAAGAUAGUGACUGCAGAAGGACAAUAUAUCUUGACAUGUCAACAGAUGGAAAUAGGAGGGAGAGUGAGGUUCAGUAUGAUCAUGGUAAUAGAAAUACAAAUAAUAGAAGCAUUUGUGGUAGUAGUACUAAUGAUGGUGGUAUUACCAAUAUAAGUAUCAGUAAUAACACGAGUAAGAAGGUAAAUAUUGAUGAAACAAAUAAAAACAAACUGUACUGCAUAGUAUUAGUCCCAACGAGAGAUUUAGCAAUGCAAACGUAUAAUAACUAUUUGAUCUAUGCCCAAUGCUUUAGUGGUUGUUCUAUAAAUGUAGGAUUACUAGUUGGAGGAGGACCACCUAUGAAGGAAAAAAGAAAUUCUGCGUAUAAUAUUGUUGUAUGUACUUGUUUUAAACUAAUGGAAUAUUUAAAAAAAAAUAACAUCAAUGUGAAUGACGUAAGAUUAUUAAUUUUAGACGAAGCAGAUGAACUUAUAAAUACGGAUGAAAAGUCUGUUUUGGAAAUAAAAGAUGUUUGCAUGAGGAACAGUCAACAUGUACAAACCUGCUUCUUCUCAGCAACAUUACAAGACAAGAAUGUAAAAGAUUGCAUAAAUAAAAUUACCAACAAACCAUUAUUUGUUGAUUUAAAAUAUGGAAAAAAUUAUAUCCCCUCACAUAUUUAUGUUUGCAUCUAUUACGUAAAUGAUCAAAAUUCUAGCAUUAAUUCGAACCUUUCUUGUAAAGGGGGAAGCAUCGAAGAAAAGACGUAUGAGGACAUAAUUUAUAAUGAAAAACUUAAUAGUAUGAAUAACAAAGCAUUGUAUGAAUAUACAGAUAAGGUGCAUUUGCUAAAUUGCAACAGAGAUGGAAAAGAAAUGAUAUCAUUAGACAUUAAAAUUAAUAAGUUAAAAAAAUUAAUUCAUAUAAUUAACGUAUUUAAUAUGCAAAAUGGUAUUAUAUUUUGCCGAACCAAUUUAGAUUGUGAUAAUGUGUACAAUUUUUUAAAUUUUGUUGGUGAUGGAAAAGCAUAUAAAGGAACAGUUGAAUCACUUAAGGAAAAUAAAUAUUCCUGUGUUAUUUUAAAAGGGAAAAUGUCAAAUGAAGAAAGAAAAAAUAAUUUGAAUGCUUUUAAAAAAGGAGAAGUCCGUUUUUUAAUAUGUACUGAUGUAGCAGCAAGGGGAAUUGAUAUUCAAAAUUUGAGAUAUUUAAUUAUUAUGACUUUGUCAGAUAAUAUUAAUACAUUUUUUCACAAAAUUGGAAGAGUAGGUAGAGAUGGAAAAAAUAGCUUAUGUAUUGUUUUAAGUGCACAAAAUCAAGAAGAAAAAGUAUGGUUUCAUACAUGUCCAAGUAGAGGACAAAAUUGUAAUAACAGAAAUUUGAAAGAGUAUCAAGGAUGUACUGUUUAUAUAAAAGAAAGUGAUUAUAUUCAAACUAUAAACAAUAUGUUAGAAAUCCCAAUGCAUGUACUUGAUUCGAAAUAUUAUUAUGCAGAAAAUGUAGUAGACCCUUUAAAUUAUUUUAAGAGUAACCCAACAUCUAAUAAAAGUAGAAGAAAUAAAAAUCAAAACGUAAACUCCAUUUUUUCCGAGCCCGCAAAUGCAAGUGUGCUAAACUGCUUCAGUUCCAGCAUUCACAAUAUUCAGAAAUUGCAAAGUGCAAUAAGUUACAAACAUUAUGAGUUGUCCAACUUUAUAAUAUGA
Molecule: messenger RNA, 2520 nt
Organism: Plasmodium malariae
Lineage: Eukaryota; Apicomplexa; Aconoidasida; Haemosporida; Plasmodiidae
Gene: DDX1
Product: ATP-dependent RNA helicase DDX1, putative
Exons: 1
Coding region: 1-2520 (839 amino acids)
Molecular function (GO): protein binding; RNA helicase activity; ATP binding
Source: RefSeq, a predicted model, not a curated record